GGCCUCCGCGUGUCGCUGUUCUCACGCUUUCACCGCCGUGGGGAGACACGCGGAUCCGAGCGCGUGCGUGAUUUGUUGUCAUCCAGGUCCGGAGCCGCUUCGCUUCGGAUGAGAGUUCUGGAGCUGGGAUCCCGGUUUUUCCCCGCAGUGGCCCCCGGUUCCCGGAGCUCUUCUCCCCGGUUCCCGGAGCUCCUCCAGGCUCCGUCCCGCCAGCGGCGCCUCUGCUCGGCUCUCCCCGCCCCUCCUGCGCCCGUCGCCGGCUGCGCUGAGCGCGUCUCCCCGCUGGAGCCAUGGAGGAAAAGACGGAGCUUCCCCGAGAGCUGCUGGAGAGUGUGCGGGAGGCCGUGGGUCGGAAGGUGAAGCUGGCUCUGAGGCGUCGAGUCCAGCUGGAGGUCAAAGGUGACAAACUGGAGAACCGAGUGCUGGCUCUGGCGUCUCAUCGAGCCUUCCUGCUGACGACCCGGGUCCCCUCAAAGGUGGAACAUUCCUUCAACUACCUGGAAAUCCAGGGAAUCAGCAGCAGCAAGCCCACCCAGCUGCUGCUGGAGUGUGAUCGGGCUCCCUGCAGCCUCCGGUUCGGCUCGGUGGACGAGGUGGACGAGGUGAUCGCUCACAUCGGGAUCUGUCUGCAGAGGAUCAGUCCGUCUGGCUCCCUGCUAAAGAUGAUGAGGAAGCUGACUCUUCAUCCUCCAGAACGCUCCUCGUCUCUUCAGGCUCUCUGGGACGAGCAGGGAUCAGCUGAUCCGGGACCCUGCGGCGGGUUCUCCCAUCAGUACUGGUGUGUGUGUGAUUUCCUCGGCCUGCCGUUCAGAGAAGAGGUUCAGUGGGACGUGGACACCAUCUACCUCAGCCAGGACACCCGGGAGCUCAACCUGCAGGACUUCGUCCACCUGGAGAACCGGGACCUGGUAGCCAUCAUCGCCGCGCUGGAGUUCAACCCGUGGUUCACCAAGCUGUCCAGCAGGGACUACAAACUGUCGACGGACGUCUGUGACCAGAUCCUCAGAGUCGUGUCCCGAUCCAGUCGGCUGGAGGAAAUCCUGCUGGACAACGGAGGACUGAAGAGUGACUUUGCUCAGAAGCUGGCGGCGGCGCUGUCUCAGAACGCCGCCUCCUCGCUGCACACACUGCACCUGAGCAACAACUCGCUGGAGGACAAAGGUGUCUCAGCUCUCAGCUCUCAGUUGUCCAAACUGCCGAUGGGCCUGAAGCAGCUCCACCUGUCCAGAACGUCCCUGUCCCCCAAAGGUGUGAACAGCGUGUGUCAGGCUCUGUGUGUGAACCCGGCGGUGUCCUCCACCCUCACACACCUGGACCUGUCCGGGAACUCUCUCAGAGGAGACGACCUGCAGAACCUGCACAGCUUCCUGAGUCACCCCAACUGUGUGGAACACCUGGACCUGUCCAGCAGCGACUGCUCCCUGGAGCAGGUGUGUGCGUCUCUGCUCAGAGGGUCUCUGAAGUGUCUCUCAGUCCUCAACAUGUCCAGAACCGUCUUCUCUCACAGGAAGCUGAAGGACAUCCCUCCGUCCUUCAAGCAGUUCUUCAGCUGUGCUCAGGCUCUGUCCUCCGUCAGUCUGUCCGGAACCAAACUUCCUCUGGAGGCUCUGAAGUCUUUGUUACUGGGACUCGGCUGCAACCCGAGUCUGAGCGACGUGUCUCUGGACCUGAGCUGCUGCGAGCUUCGCUCUGGAGGUUCUCAGAUUCUGGAGUCCUGCAUCGCUGAGAUUCCAAACGUCUCCAGUCUGGACGUCUCCGACAACGGUUUGGACCUGGACCUGACCACCCUUCUGGACUGGCUGGCUAAGAACCGAUCCAUCCGGCACCUCUCACUGGGCAAGAACUUCAACAACAUCAAGUCCAAAAACUUGUCUUCAGUCCUGGACCACCUGGUCCAGAUGAUCCAGGAGGAGGAGUCGCCGCUCACCUCGCUCUCGCUGGCCGACUCCAAGCUGAAGGACGGUCUGUCCAUCGUCCUCAACGCGCUGGGCAGCAACGCGUCCCUCACCAGGCUGGACAUCAGCGGCAACGCCAUGGGGGACAUGGGGGCCAAGAUGCUGGCCAAGGCCCUGCAGAUCAACACCAAGCUCAGGACUCUGCUGUGGGACCGGAACAGCGUCAGUCCUCAGGGUCUGCAGGACGUGGCCGCCGCUCUAGAGAAGAACCACACCAUCCGCUUCAUGCCCGUCCCCAUUGUGGACGCCGCCCAGGCUCUCAAGGCGCACCCGGAGAAGACGGAGGACGCCCUGCUGAAGAUGGAGCAGUUCCUGCUGAGGAACCACGAGACGAGGAAGUACCUGCAGGAGCAGGCGUACCGGCUGCAGCAGGGCAUCGUGACCAGCACCACGCAGCAGAUGAUGGACACCAUGUGUGUGAGGGUGCAGGACCACCUCAACUCGCUGAGGUUCGCCCAGACCGGCGCGGUGCAGGAGGACCUGAAGGCGGCGCAGAACCUCAUGGCGGACGCCAAGAACUCCAAGACACUGCUGCCCAACCUGUACCACCUGAAGAGCAGCCCGUCCCGAGGCCCCUGUGUGGCCGCCAUCCAGGACAAGCUGCAGUCCAUGGCAGGAGAGGUGGGCCGGGUGAUGGACGAGCAGCUGCAGACCAUGCUGGUGUCCAUGCUGGACGCCGCUCAGAGCCUGUGUCCUCAUGUGAUGAAGAGGACCGGCCUCCGUCAGGAGCUGCAGGAGGCGGCGGCCGGGCGGAUGACCAUCCCCCGCAGCUUCACCUCCUCCACCCUGCUGGAGCAGUCCGGGGUCGACAUCGUCAACAAGAUCAGUGAAGUCAAACUGUCCAUCGCAUCGUUUCUGUCCGACCGCAUCGUGGACGAGAUCCUGGAGUCUCUGUCCAGAUCGCAGCACACUCUGGCCGACCAUCUGAUCCGGAAGGACCAGCCCCUGCUCCGGCCGGAACCCCCAGCGGAACCCGAGGUCCUGGACGAGACGGUCCUGCGGCCAGAGGUCCGGGACGAGGUCGAGAGGCCACCGGGGGGCCCGGGUCUGGAGGACCCCGGCUCCUGCAUGAUGACCCCUAAAUCCAAGAGGAAGAGCAUCCUGGUCCGGAUGCUGCGGCCCGUCUCCGUGGCCUUCGAGAUGGAGUUCGACCUGGACAAAGCCCUGGAGGAGGUUCCCAUCCACGUGGAGGACCCGCCUCCCCCGCCUCCCCCUCCGGCCUCUGUCCCGUCAGAGCAGAUGUCGGGCAGAGGGGGCGGAGCCCUGUCCCCGCCCCCUCCGCCCGUCCUGAGCGAGCUGCCGCCGGCGGAGCUCCGGCCGCUGCAGCACCGCACCAAGCAGCGGCCCAGACCGGCCAGGAGGACCAGACCCGGCCGGCCGGCCGCCGGCGCCCCGCACCCGGCCCAGCAGAGCGGCAUCAUGGGAAAACUGGACGAAGGCCUGGACGACUUCUUCACCAAGAGAGUGAUCAAGCUCAGCUGCAGACGUCCUCCAGUCAAAGGUCCGUCCAGCAGCUCGCAGGAAGCGGAGGACAGGAAGCGCGACUCCAGGAAGAGCGGCUUCUUCAACCUCAUCAAAUCCCGAACGUCGCGCUCAGAGAAGAGUCACGGAGCCGCCGCCGUCACUCCGCCCGCCACCGCCGUCACUCCGCCCGCCACCGCCGUCUCUGUGCCUGCCUCCUCCGUCACUCCGCCCACCUCCUCCCCCGUCAGCGCCGACCAGACGCCUCCUGCUGCUGAGCUCCAUCAGGCGCCAUCCUCCAGCCACGGAGACUCUGAGGCCGAGGCGUAUCCAAUCAGCUCCGAGCAUGCCGAGGAGGAGAAGGAAGAGGUGGAGGCGGGGCAGCAGCAGGAGGAGGAGGAGGAGAUGGAGAACCCCGACAGGAAGGAGAACCCGGUGGUACCCCGUCACAUCGGGGUUCCGGUCAUGGGGAUGGACCUGCUGGCAGAGAUGAAGGCCCGGCAGGAGAGGAUGGCUGAGAAGAAGGCUGGAUCGUCCCCAGCAGACCGAGGCGACUCCGGCAGAGAUUGUGAAGAGUCCAGACCGGAGCCCGCCCCCAGAUCCAGACCGCCACCCGUGAUGUCCCGUGGCUCUGCGCCCCUCAGCCCGACUGGCCCUGGCCCCGAACCCGGACCCGGACCUGGACCCGGACCUGAGCCGCCGGAGGCACCCAGAGGCCCGCUGCCAGCUCCCCGCCUGAAGAGGGCGCCGUCGGAGCCGGAGAGCCCCGGCAGGAGCCCCGCAGGCCCCCCGUCUCCGCUGGACGUAGAUCCCCAGACUGAAGCGUUGGAUCCACUCGGUGCGGGAAUCGAACACGGCGUUGGCGGCAGGCAGUGGUCCUCUCUGAAGAGCUCGUCCACUUCUCCUCCGUCCAGGACGGACGACCGGGAACGAGCCAAGUCCCUCCCUGCCAACGCGAGGCCUCCCUCUGUGGGCGACGCUGACCUCGGUCCGUCUGAAGACCGGUUCCUGAACCAGGAAGCCGCCGGCGACCGAUCGGAGGAGGAGGACUCGACUGACGACGCCGCUUCAGCCUGAUCCGGAUCCAGAACUCGGAACCCGGAACCCGGAGCUGCAGGACGGCAGCAGAAACAAUCAGAGAACUGUUUUAUAUCCUGCUAACAUUCCUUUAAUUACACAGAAACGUGAAUUUUC
This is a messenger RNA of Salarias fasciatus (jewelled blenny), 4610 nucleotides long. RefSeq names its product capping protein regulator and myosin 1 linker 1 (gene carmil1). Gene Ontology annotation, cellular component: plasma membrane; lamellipodium. Gene Ontology annotation, molecular function: protein binding. Bases 291 to 4493 code for a protein of 1400 amino acids. NCBI's taxonomy places the organism in Eukaryota, Metazoa, Chordata, Actinopteri, Blenniiformes, Blenniidae. Gene Ontology annotation, biological process: cell migration; regulation of Arp2/3 complex-mediated actin nucleation. The record is from RefSeq and is a predicted model, not a curated record. The transcript is spliced from 37 exons.